Molecule: messenger RNA, 5557 nt
Organism: Pseudophryne corroboree (corroboree frog)
Lineage: Eukaryota; Metazoa; Chordata; Amphibia; Anura; Myobatrachidae
Gene: ADCY6
Product: adenylate cyclase 6
Exons: 23
Coding region: 15-3884 (1289 amino acids)
Biological process (GO): intracellular signal transduction; adenylate cyclase-activating G protein-coupled receptor signaling pathway; cAMP biosynthetic process
Cellular component (GO): plasma membrane
Molecular function (GO): adenylate cyclase activity
Source: RefSeq, a predicted model, not a curated record
UUUGUCCCUCUGUUAUGAUCUCCCUGCACACUUCUGUCUCCCACCCUCUCCCAUUCUCUCUCCUCCUCCCAUCUCUCUUCCCCUCCCUCCCUCCUUCCCUCUCCUCUGUGUGUCUGGAGCAGCCUGGCUGUACGGACCUUCCUCCGGGACAGAGAUAUGAGGGGGUGCUGCUCUCUGCUGCCUUGCUCCCUGGGAUGGUGGGGGCGGAUUGCGGGGGUGUGAGGUGCCCAAUUGAAAUCUCUCCUAAUCUCCCUCCUAAUGCCAUAGAAUUAGCAAACUCUGAAGCAGAGGUCCUCUCCCACCUCUCCGCCCGACGGAAUAAAUGCCGUGUUUCACCUACCCAGCCAGGAGCUUCAGGGAAGCUGCCACCUCUCAAUCAGGAGAGCAGAAUGUCAUGGUUUAGUGGCAUCCUGGUCCCCAAAGUGGAUGAACGUAAGACGGCAUGGGGGGAGCGCAAUGGGAAGAAGGGCAAGCGCAAAAACACAUCUCUGUGUGGCCCCCGUUACAUGAGCUGCCUUCAGGACCCUGAGAUGGAGCGUAACAGCCGCAACAACUUCAGCCUCCGCUGCACUUGGCAAGAGGACCAUUACGGAAAGAAAGGGGCAGGCGGGGACCUGGGACUAAAAUCUGUAGCCCUCGGCUUUGAGGACGGGGAAAUGAAAGGCUCAAAAAUGGGUUCUACUGAAGCAGUGGGCUCGGAUGAGGGAGAGCACCACCUGACCCCUAGGGAGUGCUGGACGAGGUUUCUGCAAGUUUUUCAAUCAAAGAAAUUUCAGUCUGCCAAACUUGAACGCCUUUACCAACGCUAUUUUUUCCAGAUGAACCAGAGCAGUCUGACAAUGUUAAUGGGUGCGCUGGUCCUGGUAUGUCUGGUUAUGCUAAUUUUUCAUUGCACUCAUGGUGAUCCCCAGGUACUCUAUGUUUCUGUACUUGCUGUUGCCAUGGCUUUGUUUCUAUCACUCAUGGUGGUCUGCAACCGUAAUGGCUUUCACCAGGACUAUAUGUGGAUCGUCAGUUACCUAGUUAUUGCUGUCCUGUUUGCAGUGCAAAUUCUUGGGGUUCUAAUGGUCAACCCUCAUAGUGCCUCUGAAGGGAUUUGGUGGAGUGUUUUCUUCAUCUACAUCAUCUAUACCCUGCUCCCUGUGCGCAUGAGGGCGGCAGUGCUGAGUGGAGUUAUCCUCUCCUCUCUACAUCUCAUCAUAUCUUGGAGGCUUAACAUGGCUGAUGUCUUUCUCUGGAAACAGCUAAGCGCCAACGUGCUGAUCUUCCUCUGCACAAACAUCAUUGGCAUUUGCACCCAUUACCCAGCAGAGGUGUCCCAGAGACAAGCAUUCCAAGAAACAAGGGGCUACAUCCAAGCCAGGCAGCACCUGCAGAGGGAGAACCAGCAGCAGGAGCGCCUCCUACUGUCUGUGUUACCACGUCAUGUUGCAAUGGAAAUGAAAGAGGAUAUCAACACCAAAAAAGAGGACAUGAUGUUCCACAAAAUCUACAUACAGAAGCAUGACAAUGUCAGUAUCCUGUUUGCUGACAUUGAGGGCUUCACGAGCUUGGCAUCCCAGUGCACAGCCCAGGAACUAGUCAUGACUCUGAAUGAACUAUUUGCACGUUUUGAUAAGCUGGCAGCAGAGAACCACUGUUUGCGUAUAAAGAUCUUGGGGGACUGUUACUAUUGUGUCUCUGGAUUGCCGGAAGCCCGCGCUGAUCAUGCUCACUGCUGUGUGGAGAUGGGAGUUGACAUGAUAGAAGCCAUCUCGCUAGUACGAGAAGUGACUGGUGUAAAUGUGAACAUGCGAGUGGGGAUACAUAGUGGACGAGUUCACUGCGGUGUCCUUGGCCUACGCAAGUGGCAGUUCGAUGUCUGGUCUAACGAUGUGACUCUUGCCAAUCAUAUGGAAGCUGGUGGCAAAGCAGGACGGAUACACAUCACAAGUGCUACUUUAAAUUACCUGAAUGGAGAUUAUGAGGUGGAGCCUGGGCAUGGAGGUGAGAGGAACGCGUAUCUAAAGGAACAUGACAUCAGAACCUUCCUUGUGACAGGAUGCAGCCAGAAGAGGAAAGAGGAAAAAGCCAUGCUGGCAAAACUGCAGAGAGCGCGAGCGAACUCAAACGAGUGUCUUACCCGCGUCUGGGUACCCGAGAGAUCCUUUCCACGCAACAAAGGCUCAAAGGCUUUCCGGCAAAUGGGCAUUGAUGAAUCUAGCAAAGACAACAGAAACACACAGGAAGCUCUAAAUCCUGAAGAUGAAGUUGAUGAAUUCUUGGCAAGAGCUAUAGAUGCACGGAGUAUUGAUCAGUUACGGAAAGAUCAUGUUAAAAAAUUCAUCCUCACCUUUCAAACCGCAGACCUGGAGAAAAAGUAUUCCAAGAAAGUGGAUGAUCGCUUUGGAGGUUACGUGGCCUGCACCCUGCUGGUCUUCUGCUUCAUUUGCUUUAUACAAAUUGUCAUAUUUCCCCAUUCCUUCCUCAUGCUUGGAGUCUACACCAGCAUCUUCAUCAUUCUGGCCAAUAUACUCUUUGUGUGUGCUGUAUACUCCUGCAUAAAGCUUUUCCCAUCAGCCUUGCAACGAGUGUCUCGAAAGAUUGUCCAGUCACGUACAAACAGCACCCUCAUUGGGAUCUUCAGCAUCUUAUUGGUAUUCACCUCGGCCUUUGUAAACAUGUUUGCCUGUAAUCAUCAGAGUCUGUCUGAAUGUGCUGCUCAAGAACUGAAUAUCAGUCAGGGGUCCGUCAAUGCCUGUCAUUUCCAGAUUCUUAACUAUAACCUGAGCAUGGAAACUGCUCCCUGUGGCUCUGAUCGUCCAUCCUGCAACUUUCCAGAGUACUUCAACUACAGCAUACUGCUGAACCUGCUGGCCUGCUCCGUAUUUCUCCAGAUCAGCAGCAUCGGGAAACUGGCACUCAUGUUGUCUAUUCAGGUCCUCUACAUUAUCAUCAUAGAAGCACCCGAGGUCGUUCUCUUUGACAACUAUGAUUUGCUGGUGGCUGCUAAUGCAUUUUCCUUCAAUCAAACUCAAGAAGGCGAGCAAUGUCUUAUGGGCAGUAAAAUACCUCUGAAGUAUGUGACUCCUGUCAUCUUGACGGUCUUCGUUUUGGCUCUGUAUCUUCACGCUCAGCAAGUUGAGUCCACAGCUCGGCUGGAUUUCCUGUGGAAGCUACAGGCAACUGGAGAAAAAGAGGAUAUGGAAGAGCUGCAAGCAUAUAAUCGGCGUCUCCUGCACAACAUCCUUCCCAAAGACGUUGCAGCCCACUUCCUGGCUCGGGAACAUAGGAAUGAUGAACUGUAUUAUCAGUCCUGCGAAUGCGUGGCUGUCAUGUUCGCUUCAAUCAGUAACUUCUCAGAGUUCUAUGUUGAACUUGAGGCCAACAAUGAAGGAGUAGAAUGCCUGCGUUUGCUCAACGAAAUCAUUGCCGACUUUGAUGAGAUCAUUGGUGAGGAAAAAUUCAGACAGUUAGAGAAAAUCAAAACUAUCGGUAGCACCUACAUGGCAGCUUCAGGCCUGAAUGAUACAACAUACGACAAGGAGGGGAAGUCGCACAUUACCGCCUUGGCAGACUACGCAAUGAAGCUGAUGGAGCAGAUGAAAUAUAUAAAUGAGCACUCCUUCAAUAACUUCCAGAUGAAGAUUGGACUAAACAUCGGACCUGUAGUUGCUGGUGUUAUUGGAGCACGUAAACCCCAGUAUGAUAUUUGGGGGAACACUGUGAAUGUAGCAAGUCGAAUGGACAGCACUGGAGUCCCAGACCGCAUACAGGUUACAACUGAUCUGUAUCAGGUAUUGUCAACCAAAGGUUAUCAACUGGAAUACCGGGGUGUUGUUAAAGUCAAAGGCAAAGGUGAAAUGACCACCUACUUCCUCAAUGAUGGUCCAGCCAGCAGUUAGCAGGAAUCUCUGCGUUCAGGGGAGGGAGGAAGAACAAACCUCAUACUGACCCCAUACAGAGUAUCCAGAACAAUCAGGAAGCUACCUACAUCAUCUGCAGCAGUGCAGGUGCAAGGGGGCUCUGUGGUGCCAAGGCCUCGCACCUGAGAUGGAGUGCUUGGCAAGGGGCGUGUUUGUAUGGUGCUGUGCUCACUGUUUGUGCUGCCCUGCCCAAUAGACUGACCCACCUGUACAACAAAAGCAGAGAGAAGCAGCUUUCACCCUGGCACUUAUAAAGGAAAAAAAAAUGUAUGCUCACAGGCGGUACUUACAAGUUAUUUAUUGUGAACAAGACAUUAUACUAUUUACUUUCAUCUUUCUCUUCUUUUUUUUUUGUAUUGUAUUGGGUUGAACACAGCAAGAUGACCAUUUCCAAUAGACUUGUUAAAACCUUCUCUAUAAACUGACCAAAGAGCCAGAAGUACAGGCCACAGCAGGGAGCGAGGGCAUUGCCUUGUACGUUUUUAUGCGCUGUAUGUUUUUUCUUGUGAGCGACUGACAUGUCUCCAGCAGCAGGUGGGAUUGUGAUGGUUCUCCGCGACGUAGAACUCCCUGUACCGCCUGCAGGGACACAAAAGGGCAACAAAAUCUCUGCAGCCGAGUUUUUCCUUCCAUUCCAUGUCCCAACUCGCUCUCAUGUGCUACACUUCCUCACCUCCAGGUAAUGGAGACUGUCAAACAGGAGCAGGCGAUUUUCCAACCUGGAACUCUCAGGGGGUUCCACAUUACUGCAUUUUUCUUUUCUGUUAUGAUAAGGAAGUGUUUUCGACAGACUCUCUGAGAUCCCCUUGCAUCCUGGGAGAGUUGCAUGGGGAAAUACAUCCUGACAACAGACAUCAGUAGUCUCUGCCUUUUUGACUUCUUCCCUAAACUGCCUUUAAUUUUGUGGAGUUAACAUAAGCAGAGGGGUGAGAAGAACGAUGUGCUAGUGUGUCCACACCCAACAACGCACUUGUUUUUUCUUUUCACUGUGAAGCUGUCGGAAACUUUGUCUCAUUUGCCAAAAUUCAUGUCCAGCCUGUGGAUCAAGAGAAUCUCGGGCUUGGAGACAAGGGAUAACCGCCUCAUCCACCUAGGGGCAGCACAUACUGUGUUAGGUACUAGCUGGCCUAUAAAUCUUCAGGCUGCAAGGAUAGCCAGCGCCUUAAUCCUUAAAUUGUAGAAUUGGUGCACUGUACAUGUUCUGUAAUCGCUUGAUCAAAUAGUAGUCCUAAUGGACGGGAUCUCAGUUUAAGAUGAACUGUCAAAAUGAAUGCAGUAAGGGAAAUAUAACCUUUUGAAUGGCAGAAUAACCCGCAAAACCAUUGCGAACCAGCGAGUUGCCUAAUUUUGACUCAAGCAGUUACAGGAAUAUAUGGAGUCUGAAAUAAAGACAAAGACUAUCGCGAGAAGAGGAAAUCUAACUCAAGAAAUAUAUUUAUGCCUCAAAUGUGUAGAGGUAAUAGCUAACAACCUUGGGUCCUUUCAACCUGUUUCACCACAUUUAAAGCAGGGAUCAGGUGUUCUGAAGAUAUAGUCUCAGGCAUAGGUGGUCUUGAUCCCCAGACAAAGGGCCUAAAUCAGACAUCUUUAAGUAAAAUAUUAGAAUACAAUAUCCUUUGGGGUGUGCAAUUCCAUGUCUGGUGCCAAAGAAG